Messenger RNA from Acipenser ruthenus (sterlet), 3864 nucleotides. RefSeq names its product endothelin receptor type B-like. The transcript has 9 exons. The record is from RefSeq and is a predicted model, not a curated record. Gene Ontology annotation, molecular function: endothelin receptor activity. Gene Ontology annotation, biological process: vasoconstriction; regulation of blood pressure; G protein-coupled receptor signaling pathway. Lineage: Eukaryota; Metazoa; Chordata; Actinopteri; Acipenseriformes; Acipenseridae. Gene Ontology annotation, cellular component: membrane. The coding region runs from base 950 to 2254 and encodes 434 amino acids.
GUCAGACAUCGCUUUUGGUCAACAUACUGCUGCAGAGUUGCAAAGGCUACACGACUGGCAUCGUUAUUGCAUUUUCCCAGCUGCUACAGGGUGGGAUUUUUGGCGAACAGCGGGAUUGAGGAAUACAGGCUACACGUUUACUUUCCAGAUCCACCAGACCUACACAUGUUUGUUGUGCGCUUAUUCCUGAUUGGCUGUGAUCUUACCUUUCUCUUUGUUCUGUGCGAUGAAAUACAUUUACCCACGUGAGGUAUUAAUCGCGGGUAUUUACUGCAUUUCUCUUUGUUUAUAUCUUGUUCCGAAAUUAUUUUAGUAAACUUAAAAUAUUUUGAUGUGGGAAGGAAGAGAGUCGUUGCUGGUUCUUAAUUUGUUUUUGUAACGGAGAAGUUUCACGUCUGGCGUGUAUAGACUACAGGAACUUGUGGCGACAUGCCAGGAUUGUUUUCUAAUUAUCAUCUUCUGUGUGUAGGAGGGGUGUCUUCUGUUUACCCCGAGGAUAUACAAACAUCUCACCAGAUCCUUUUCAGAUUGAGGCAGUCUACUAUCCUACAGUAUAGCUUGUCUUGCCGCAUCUGCAUCUUAUUGGUUACAGCGGUGGGGUACCAGAGGGACAGAAGAGGUACACGGCUAUAAAACAGACUGUCCCUGCAGCUUGCUAGAGAGAGAAAGACGGAGACAGAGAGCAUCCUUAUGCGGGCCUACAAUAUAGUAGGCACACAGAUCGGAUAGUUUCGAAUUGGGCUAAUUAGAAUAGAUUUUGUAUUACUAUUUCGCCUCAGACUGGAAUAGUAGCGGAUGAUAAUUGGAAUAACCCAAAUAUGUAGCCUUCUACUAGAAAGACGCAUCGGAAAUUUGUUGUAUCAUAACACAUAUAUAAACUAAAAGGAAGCUACUGGAGACCCAGCCGAUCUUGGAGAUCACCUUCUAUUUGAAUUUCUCCGGCCCAAACAUGAAGGCAUCUACUUUCCUCCUCGCUUUCCUGCUCGCCGUCUCUGGGGCCACUCGAGUCACAAGAGAGACGACACCAGAGAGCCUGCUUGAAGAGACCAAUCGGAGUCAAGAGGGGGACCAGCUGGGGCUUGACCAGGGGAGUGUCCCCGGACAGCCUGCGGUGGAGAAGAACAUUUCAGAGGUCCCUUUCAAGCCCAUCCCCCCACGUUUAUACUACCCUCCCAUGUGUGUGAAGCCCACAGAGAUCAAGCACGUUUUCAAGUAUGUGAACACGGUGGUUUCCUGCCUUAUCUUUGUGGUGGGGAUCAUUGGGAACUCCACGCUCCUGCGCAUCAUCUACAAGAACAAGUGCAUGCGGAAUGGCCCCAACGUGCUCAUUGCUAGUCUUGCCCUUGGGGACCUGCUCUACAUUCUCAUUGCCAUCCCUAUCAACAUCUUCAAGCUGUUGGCAGAGGAUUGGCCGUUUGGGGUCUAUAUGUGCAAACUGAUGCCCUUCAUCCAGAAAGCAUCAGUGGGAAUCACGGUCCUCAGCCUCUGUGCUCUCAGUAUCAACAGGUACCGAGCAGUGGUUUCGUGGAGCCGUGUUCAAGGAAUGGGGAUUCCGCUGUGGAAGGCAGUAGAGGUGACGCUGAUCUGGGCAGUUGCCGUGCUCCUAGCUGUACCAGAGGCCAUUGCCUUUGACAUGAUGGAGAUGCUCUACAGAGGCACCAAGCUGAGGGUCUGCCUCCUCCACCCCCAGCAGCAAUCAGUGUUCAUGAUGUUCUACCGCGAUGUGAAGGACUGGUGGCUCUUUGGGUUUUAUUUUUGCCUCCCGCUGGCCUGUACAGGAGUUUUUUACACACUCAUGUCCUGUGAGAUGCUGAGCCGCAGAAUGGAGAUGCGUAUAGCACUCAAUGACCACAUGAAACAGCGUCGUGAGGUGGCUAAGACAGUGUUCUGCCUGGUGGUGAUCUUUGCCCUGUGCUGGCUGCCUCUCCACCUCAGCCGGAUCCUGAAGAAAACCAUCUACGAUGAGAAAGACCCCAACCGCUGUGAGCUGCUAAGCUUCCUGCUGGUAAUGGACUAUAUUGGAAUCAACAUGGCUUCACUAAACUCCUGCAUCAAUCCUGUGGCGCUCUAUUUCGUGAGUCAGAAAUUCAAGAACUGUUUCCAGUCCUGCCUGUGCUGCUGGUGCAAGAGGCCUACCCGAAACAUAACCCCCACCGAUGAGAAGGGAUCAGGGGGCCGUUGGAAAGGCCACUGCCAUGAAAACGGCCUGGACAGGAGCAGCUCCCGCUCCAGCCACAAGUACACCACAUCAUAAUCGAGAGGGGCAGUUUGGAGCCUGGCAGCCACAGCACAGCUCCUCCAACAGAUAGACUUCACUGGGGAGGGAAACCUGUGGCACAUGUUGCAGUGAAGCUCAUCUUGGGAAGCCUGAAAUCCCAUUCUUUUUCUCAGAUAGGCUCCACCAUGGCACCUGACGGAAGCAAAAAUCUACAAAAAACGGCCAACACAUUUCAUACUGGAAAUCCAGUCAGGGGCAGCUCCUUCGAACAAGAACACAAACACACCACGUCAGACUGACACUACAGCUCCGGGUGAAGCAAACCCAUUGCGGGAAUGAGAAUGGACAAAGGGAGGUAGAUACUGGGGUUUGACCAAAAAUUAGGAACACCUGUAUUCUCUGUAAGGUGUAGGGCCACCAUGCAAGGUGUUAAAAUUGUAGAGGAUGUGACACUUCCUCCAUGCUUGUGUCGGAGGAAAUCUGCAGUCAGCAAUCAUUUAUGCAGUCUUGCAUGCAGAAUCUCCUGCUAUAUAUCCUGUCCUAUCCAGCAUUCGACAAGAAGAUGAAUAUUGUAUAUCCGACAGACUACAUGUUAGGGAUUCCAUUUGAAUAACAAAUUAGUCAGUCAAGUAACUGUUGCUACAUAUUGCAGAUAUUCCUAAUUUUCUGCUCCAACCACCAAAUGGUUUGUAUAUAGUGUGGGAGGGGUUACACCCAACAUAUUUUUUGUCAGUUCAUAUCAGUAAUACUGACAAAUUAAUUAAUUCCUUGUUGUGUUUGCCUCUCGUCUGUCACCCAUUUACAGAUGAGUUACUUCUGAGACCUCAAACAGAGGGGUUAGUAUUCUAAAAAAACAGUGUUAAAAUUUUAGGAAAAAAGCCUUCUCUGACAGGGAAGGGGUGUGUGAUGGGUUAAGUAAAUGGGCUAGUCUUAAAUUAAUCAGCUAUGUUUGAAUCUGGGCCAGGAUGACAUCUUGGUUUGUGUAGCUGUCCUUCGUCGUGUUGCCAUGCAAGAGGAAACAGAAGCACAUCAACGUGCUUGAAGAAUAUAUCAAAGACUAUUUAAAACAAAUUAUAUAUAUAUAUAUAUAUAUAUAUAUAAUAUUUGUAAAUGUUAAUUAAGAUCCAUUUUAAAAAGCACAUUUAUAUAAUGCGUGCAAGUAUACAUUUUACUAGAUCAACCAUGUUAUUUUUUAUAGUGACAUACUUAUUAUGUAAUAGUUUGAGGAAAGUCAUAAUGGAUCAAGCCUUGACAGGAGGAAUUUCGUUUUUCAAUCCAAACUCUACCCAAUCUGAUGAGUUACCAAAUUCCUGCUGCUUCUUUCUUACCUGAGGGAUUGUGGGUGAUGAAGCCCAACUCUCUUCUCUCUUCUUAACUGUAACACAAAUCUAACAUGCAACUUUGAAAGCAUGCAGUAAGACACCCUCUGUUAACCAUAUGAUGCCUCCAAGUUUCAUUGCUCUACGGUGAACUAAACUUCCUAUCCUCGACUGCCGCAAGCUUAUUUGAUUAAAAAUAACUAAAAGCCUACAGUGAAUCUGGUCCUGAUUUUGAGUGUGCGACCGAUUUGGUCUUUUGGACUUCAAUCUAUAAAUCAAGGUUGGUGGAUUGAUUUGAGAAGCGAGCGUAAGCCCAAACAGACUCUC